AUGGAUCUGCUUGGCGAAAUUAUCGAAAGAGACGUGCAACCGCCGGCACCGGCGCCUUCGGCGCCCAGUUCGGGAUUUCCUGAGCUCUACGAACCUGAGAAGAUCUCUUCCUGGAAAGUCCGUCUACAGCAGAAGAAGCGCGAGCAGGCGCGAGCCCAACGUAGCGGUGCAAGUGACAGCGUCUCAGGCGGAAAAUCUGUGCGGCGCUCAGAGGCUCAAGCUGUGAAGCCCAAGUCUGAGGCUGAACAGAUUGAUCGGGAAAAUACGACAAGGCUAAGCAGCAUGACGCCCAAACAAUUCGAAUUUGAAAAACAAGAGCUCUUGGACUCCAUCGACCCGCGCGUUUUGGAAGCUUUCCGCAAGCGUAUAUCCAAGAAACAGAUGAGCAGCAACUCUGAAUCUGACUUUUUAGAUACCACCAAGGCUCCGCUUUUUGCCGAGAUCGAAGGUGCUCCUGGCACAUGGGUCGGGGGAGAUUACGAAGAAGCAGAACCAUCUGACUCAGCUAACACGGCUGCAAAUAAGAGCACCACUCAAGCGAACUCCGAUUUGAAAAAAGUUCGAUUUGAAAAAACGUCGAUCUCUGACGAGAGCGACCAAGAUGCGAACGAGGAACAAUUGCUGGCCCACAAGGGUAUCAUAGCCGAUGAGGAUGACAUUGCUCCUCAAGAGUACCAGUUCAUGCAGAAAAUGGACCACAUGACAAAUGAAGAGCUUAUGCAAGACGUUCAUUUCAUAAACCCAGCCCAAAACUUUGAAGAAACCUUCCAAAGUUUGGAUAUUAACGACCCCAACUUUGAUCGGGUUUUGCAUAAAAAAUACUUCCCAAAUUUACCCAAGGAGGUCGAUAAACUGGCCUGGAUGAAGCCUGUCCACAAAAUAACACGGUCGGAGGUCAUUUACGAUGUCACUGAAUGUCGAUUUGAUUUCAAGGGAGAUCUCAUACCGCCUACGAGACUUUCGUCCACGACAAGAGACGGGCUGCACCAUCAUUCUGAGGAUCCCGAUUUGCCCGGCUACACCAUUUUGGAGCUACAGCAUCUUUCCAGGUCCACUUUCGCACCUCAGCGAUCCAUGGCGAUCCAAAUCAUUGGUCGUAUUUUGUACAAGAUGGGCAAGCAGGCAUAUCGCGAGGUUGUCCCUGAGGUUGACGCCGAGACCUAUGAAGAGCUCGGCGGCACUGAUGCGGUGGUCGACAAGAUCUACGCUAUGUUUUGGGAUCUGUGCAAAUCGUGCAUGCUGGUCGAGUCCAUCUUAGACGCGGCCGAUGAAACCAGGACCAAAAACAUUUCGAUAAGGAACUACGCGUUGGAGGCUUUAUGGCUGUGGAAACAGGGCGGAGGCGAUUUUCGGAAAGAACAGGCCCCCACCAACUGA
Lachancea mirantina is the source of this 1377-nucleotide messenger RNA. The record is from the annotation of a GenBank genome assembly. Lineage: Eukaryota; Fungi; Ascomycota; Saccharomycetes; Saccharomycetales; Saccharomycetaceae.